ACACACACCGCAGCACUGAACCCUCCUCGCUUUCCAAGCAACUCCCUCCUCCUCCACCCCCCACCUUCUUCCCAUAUAAUAUAUAUACCACACCCUCUCCCUCUCACUCUCUUCAUACCCAGCAGACCAGCAGAGAAGAAGAAAGAAGAUUUCACUUAAGAGUCCUCCUCUCUCUCUUUUUCUCUCUUUCAAGCAAUUAAAAAAAAAAUAGAAAUGGAAGAAAGCAAGGAGAUUGUAAUUCGUGAAGUGUGGUCGUGUAAUUUGGAGUCGGAAUUCGAGCUGAUUCGUGAUUUAAUCGAUGAGUUUCCGUACAUCUCCAUGGAUACGGAAUUUCCUGGGGUUGUUUUCCGACCACCAGUAGACCCCACGAACAACAGGAAUUAUUUCCGACAACUCAAGCCGUCGGAUCAUUACAAGAUCCUUAAGUCCAACGUUGAUGCUUUGAAUCUUAUCCAGGUGGGUCUCACGCUGUCCGAUGCGGAGGGAAACUUGCCUGAUCUGGGAACCGGAAACCGGUUCAUCUGGGAGUUCAACUUCAGGGAUUUUGACGUGGAGCGUGACUCGCAUGCUCCAGACUCGAUUGAGCUGCUGAGGCGACAAGGGAUUGACUUUGAGAGGAAUAGAGAGGAGGGGGUUGACUCGGCGAGGUUUGCUGAGUUGAUGAUGUCGUCUGGGCUUGUCUGCAACGAGUCAGUGAGUUGGGUUACUUUCCACAGCGCGUAUGAUUUUGGGUACUUGGUGAAGAUACUCACGCGCCGGGAAUUGCCGUCUGGGUUGGUGGGAUUUUUGAGUUUGUUGAGGGUGUUUUUCGGAAAUAACAUUUACGAUGUCAAGCACAUGAUGCGGUUCUGUAAGAGUUUGUAUGGUGGGUUGGACCGGGUGGCCCGGACCCUGGAAGUGAACCGGGAGGUUGGGAAAUGUCACCAGGCCGGUUCGGAUAGUUUGCUGACGUGGCACGCUUUUCAAAAGAUGAGGGAUGUGUUCUUUGUGAAAGAUGGACCGGAGCAACAUGCUGGUGUUUUGUAUGGAUUAGAGGUGUUUUGUUGAUAAAAACAUGCACGGAUUAUUUCAUUUAUUAAAUUUGGAUAUUGUAAAUUAAGUUGAAGAAAUUUGAAAAAUAAUUAAAGAAAUUCUUUUAUGGUA
Messenger RNA from Populus nigra (black poplar), 1143 nucleotides. Its product is annotated as probable CCR4-associated factor 1 homolog 11. Gene Ontology annotation, molecular function: nucleic acid binding; poly(A)-specific ribonuclease activity. Bases 214 to 1047 code for a protein of 277 amino acids. Gene Ontology annotation, cellular component: P-body; CCR4-NOT complex; CCR4-NOT core complex. The transcript has a single exon. NCBI's taxonomy places the organism in Eukaryota, Viridiplantae, Streptophyta, Magnoliopsida, Malpighiales, Salicaceae. The record is from RefSeq and is a predicted model, not a curated record.